This is a messenger RNA of Lodderomyces orthopsilosis Co 90-125, 729 nucleotides long. It is a transcript of the gene PGA23, whose product is annotated as Pga23p. The transcript has a single exon. NCBI's taxonomy places the organism in Eukaryota, Fungi, Ascomycota, Pichiomycetes, Serinales, Debaryomycetaceae. The coding region runs from base 1 to 729 and encodes 242 amino acids. The record is from RefSeq and is a predicted model, not a curated record.
AUGAAAUACUCCGUUAUACUUCCAUUCGUUCCAUUGGCUGUUGCUGCACAAAAUAAUAUUGUUCAGCAGAAAAAUGUUUUAGCUGCUGAUGUUGCUUCAGGCGCUGCAUCUGUCGCUGAUGCUGCAACUUCAGGCGCUGCCUCAGCUGCCGGUGCUGCUACCUCAGGUGGUGCUUCCGUUGCCGGUGCUGCUACCUCAGGAGGUGCUUCUGCCGCUGGUGCUGCCACUUCUGGAGGUGCUUCUGCUGGAGGCGCUUUAGAGACUGAAGGUGCUGCAGCUGAAAGUGAUAUUGCUGGUGGCGAAGACGAAACUGACACUGCUGGUGGCGCUGGUGAAACUGGGGCUGAAGAAACUGGAGCCGAAGAAACUGGGGCCGAAGAAACUGGGGCCGAAGAAACUGGGGCUGAAGAAACUGGGGCUGAAGAAACUGGGGCUGAAGAGACCGAUGGUGGAUCUGGUGCCACGGAAACUGGAGCAGAUUCUGAAGAAACAGAAUCUAGUGGCAGCGGAGGUGGCUUGUCAGAAGAAUCAGGUGAAUCAAGUUUGGGACUCGCUAGUAGCGGAAGUCACACCCAAAGUAGUGGUGGAAGCAGCAAGUCUUCUGGAUCAAGCGACUCAUCUUCAUCAGGAUCAAGUGGUGGCUCUUCUGAUUCCUCAUCUGCUAGUGCUGGUGCUAGUUAUUUAAGUGUUGGAGCUUUGGCUUAUGUCGCUGCUGUUGCUUUACUUUAG